AUGAGUCCUUCGCUCUCCGAAUCCAUGAGAGGUGCCGUAAUGCGACGACCGGCCUCUGUUCUCACCAACAAGGUGGCCGCACCGGUGCACGAUGUUGACCAUCCCGGCGCCCUCUCAGUCGAGCGUAUCGACGACUGGCACGAAGACCUCGAGCGCGACGAGAAGUACAAGCUCGCACGGACGAUCCUCUGCCGCACCAACAUGAAGAUCGUCUUGGAGUCGCGCCAGCAGAACAUCCUCGACCAAAUGCUUUUCAACAACAAGAUCGAGCCCGAGGGCGAGCCAGUCGCGAAUCAGCUCGCUUCCGGUCGCUGCUGGCUCUUCGCGCUCUGCAACGUCGUCCGCAUCUUCACGUCGCGCAAGUUCAACCUCGGCGAGUUCCAACUUUCGCAGAGCUAUCUGUACUUCUACGACCACCUCUCAAAGGCGAACUGGUUCCUUGAGCAGAUGAUCGAGCUGUACCACGAGGACCUGAACUCGCGGACAAUGCAGUUCUUGCUGACGAAUGCGCCUGCGCAAGAUGGCGGCCAAUGGGACAUGGCGGUCGCGCUCGUCCUCGAGUAUGGCCUCGUCCCGCAGACCGUCUACCCCGAGAGCUGGAACACCUCGCACUCCGACGCGCUCGACGGCCUCCUCACCUCGAAGCUGCGUGAGAUGGCGCUCGACUUGCAGGUCUUCAUGCGGGACAAGGAGAAGGGGUUAUCGCAGAGCGCGCUCGUGCGGGCGGCGAGGCAGGUCAAGGCCGGUAUGAUGAAGGAGAUCUACCGGAUCUUGACGAUCUGCUGCGGUACGCCGCCCAAGCCUGACCAGGAGUUCACGUGGGAGUUCGCGGACAAGGACAAGAAGGCGCACAAGAUUGUCACGACGCCGCGUGAAUUCGCUCGCGUCCAUGCCGGCUACAACGUCGGCAGCACCGUCUCCAUCCUAAACGACCCGCGCAACCCGACGAAGCAGACCUACACGAUCGAGCGGCUCGGGAAUGUUGUCGGAGGCCGGCCGCUGCGAUACCUUAACAUGCCUAUCGAGUUCCUCAAGAAAGUCGCUAUCAAGAUGAUCCAGAGCAACUUCCCCGUCUGGUUCGGCUGCGACGUCGACAAGUCUUCGGACACGUUCAACGGCGUCAUGGACAUGCGGCUGUUCGAGUACGACGAGGCAUUCGGCACGACCGUCAAGAUGGACAAGAAGGAGCGGCUGAUGAUCUACGAGUCGUCCAUGACACACGCCAUGAUGUUCACGGCCGUCCACCUCGACGACCACGGCAACCCCGUCCGCUGGCGCGUCGAGAACUCCUGGGGCAAGGACGCAUGCAACAAGGGCUUCCUCGUCAUGACCGACGACUGGUUCAGCAACUACGUCUACCAGAUCGUCGCGCCCCGCUCGUUCCUUUCGCACGAGCUCCUCGACAUCUACGACGAUGCACCCGUCACCGUCCUGCCGCCGUGGGACGUCCUCGGUGCUUGCGCCUAG
Molecule: messenger RNA, 1467 nt
Organism: Rhodotorula toruloides NP11
Lineage: Eukaryota; Fungi; Basidiomycota; Microbotryomycetes; Sporidiobolales; Sporidiobolaceae
Product: bleomycin hydrolase
Exons: 14
Coding region: 1-1467 (488 amino acids)
Biological process (GO): proteolysis; L-homocysteine catabolic process; response to toxic substance
Cellular component (GO): cytoplasm
Molecular function (GO): cysteine-type aminopeptidase activity
Source: RefSeq, a predicted model, not a curated record